CAGCCUUCGGCGGCCUUAUCGCGCGCUAUCGACCCGCCUCGCGGCCGCCAUCUUGCGCCGCGCAUGCGUACCGCGAAUGCGACAUCACUGACGUUUCAACAAACCCCACCAGUAUCAAUCCGAAAAUUACGGAAAAUUGUAAAUAAAAUUGUAAAUAGAAUUCAAACAAAAAAGAAACGUGAUAUUUUUUAUUUAUCGCCGUAAUAUUAAAAGAUAUGCCUGUGCGUUUACAGACUGAACUUUCCUGAAAACAAGUUUUGAAGAAGCAGCAACAUGAUUGAUCCAAGCUCCUCCGAAGAAGACAGCGAGGAUGAACAUAAGAAGCAGCCCUCUAAAUUACCUGUUAUGCCACCCGGUUCCCUGGCGGGUGGAAGACCAUCAGUGCGAGGGAAACCAGAACUGCCUAGAGGAUCAACAGCCGGUCUGCCAGGUAAAGGUCCAAGUCCACUUACAACGGCACCGUUAGCAGCACCUCUGCAUCCUGCCACCAGACAGAGAGAGGCUGCGGCCCUAGCACCACCCCCUCAUGCAUCGAGUAGAUCAUUCUUGCGCAGGACGUCGACUGGAAGUGCGAGUUCGGGGGAGGCACCAGCACCUUCACCAAGUCCAUCUGGUGCUAGCCAUUCUGACAAGGAUCAGGAUCCACAGGAGAAAAUCGAAAAGCUAGAGGAAGACAAGAAACGCCGUAUUCAACUAUAUGUUUUUGUAUCUCGGUGUAUCGCUCAUCCUUUUAACGCGAAACAGCCUACUGAUAUGACUAGAAGACAUACGAAGCUUACUCCUCAUCAACUAGAAACUAUUCAAGCUCGAUUUCAGGCCUUCCUCAAGGGUGAGACUCAAAUACUGGCAGACGAAGCAUUCCAGAAUGCAGUUCAGUCCUAUCAUGACGUGUUCCUCAAGUCGGAGAGAGUGGAACAGAUGGUCAAGUCAGGGGCCUGCUCCCACCACGACUUCCGUGAAGUUUUCAGAAACAACAUCGAGAAGAGAGUCAGGUUUGGAAUGUCUCUCCCAGAAAUAGAUGGAUUAAGUAAAGAAACAGUUCUAUCAUCGUGGUUGGCAAAGUUUGACUGUAUCAUGAAGGGUACAGGAAUAACAGGCAUUCCUGGAGAUGACGAAUCGAAGAGACCUUCACGAGCGCAGCAGCAGAGCCUCAACGCUGAAUGCAUCCUCAGCAAAGAACAGCUCUACGACAUGUUCCAACAAAUCCUCGGAGUCAAGAAGUUUGAGCACCAGUUGCUUUUCAAUGCUCUUCUUUUGGAUUCAGCCGAUGAACAAGCGGCAGCUAUCAGAAGAGAAUUGGAUGGAAGAAUGCAGAAAGUCAACGAAAUGGAAAAGAAUCGCAAGCUAAUGCCAAAGUUCGUGCUGAAAGAGAUGGAGUCGCUAUACAUCGAAGAGUUGAAGUCCUCUAUCAACCUCCUGAUGGCCAACUUGGAGUCCUUGCCCGUUUCUAAGGGCGGGGCCGACUCCAAAUACGGCCUACAUAAAAUCAAGCGGUAUAAUCACAGAUCGAACGCUGGACCGGAUCCGAGUCCAAGGUUGAGUAAGCAGCUGUGUUUCAGAUCGCAAGGCUCGCUUGCCAACAAACUGACGGGUGAAGCUGAUGGUGGUGAUGUGGACACUCAGCUCACGAAAAUGGAUGUAGUGCUUACAUUCCAAAUAGAGGUGGUUGUUAUGGAGGUGAAAGGUCUGAAGUCUUUAGCACCAAAUAGAAUAGUUUAUUGCACUAUGGAAGUUGAGGGAGGGGACAAACUGCAGACUGAUCAAGCUGAAGCCUCUAAACCUAUGUGGGAUACCCAAGGUGACUUCAGUACGACACAGCCGCUGCCUGCUGUAAAGGUGAAGCUGUAUACUGAGAACCCUGGAGUACUGGCGCUGGAAGAUAAGGAACUCGGGAAAGUAGUGCUUAGGCCGACACCUUUAUCUAGUAAAGCACCUGAAUGGCAUCGUAUGACAGUACCAAAAAAUCUACCAGACCAAGACUUGCGAAUUAAGAUUGCCUGCAGAAUGGAUAAGCCACUAAACAUGAAACACUGCGGUUACCUUCAUGUAAUUGGCAAAAACGUUUGGCGCAAAUGGAAGCGUAGAUACAUGGUGCUGGUCCAAGUGAGCCAGUACACGUUUGCCUUAUGUUCGUACAAAGACAAGAAGUCGGAGCCGGCUGAGAUGAUGCAGCUCGAUGGCUUCACAGUCGAUUAUAUCGAGCUAGCAAGCGCUCAGCUGAUCGUCGGACAAGGUAAGGCAAACAAGAAAACAAUAGAAUUGGAGGGUGCUAAAUACUUCAUGAACGCCGUGCGUGACGGGGAGUCAGUUCUCAUGGGAGUCACUGAUGAGAAUGAGUGUCAUUUGUGGGUCAUGGCCUUAUACAGGGCUACUGGACAGAGUCAUAAGCCUACACCGCCUACUACGUCUGAUACGCAUCAUAAAAUUAUGGGAGACGCAGAUAAAGCUCGAAAGCAUGGGAUGGAGGACUACAUUCAAGCGGAUCCGUGUCAGUACGAUCAUCAUCAAUUGUUCUGUGUGCUGCAGUCUUUAACUUUGAAAUAUCGCCUACAGGAUCCUUACUGUUCUUUGGGCUGGUUCUCCCCUGGCCAAGUAUUCGUCCUAGAUGAGUACUGCGCAAGAUACGGGGUUCGAGGCUGUUUCCGUCACUUGUGUUACCUAUCAGACCUCCUCGACGUUGCCGAAAGCGGGUCUCAAACUGUGGACCCCACACUCAUGCACUACUCCUUCGCGUUCUGUGCCAGUCAUGUCCAUGGUAACAGAGUAAGCCCUACGCCGGAAGUGGUUCACAGUACAGCGACGUUGCCUGGCAGGCCGGACGGGGUGGGCAGCAUCACCGUGCAGGAGAAGGAAAAGUUCGCAGAGAUAAAGGAACGGUUGAAGGCGUUGUUGCAGCAUCAGAUCACUAACUUCAGAUAUGCGUUCCCGUUUGGACGGCCUGAGGGGGCGCUCAAGGCGACCCUAUCACUAUUGGAGCGAGUAUUGAUGAAGGAUGUGGUUACGCCGGUAGCACCAGAGGAAGUCAGAGCAAUGAUACAGACGAGCUUGGAGAACGCAGCGCUAUUGAACUAUACGCAACUCAGUCAGAAGGCUAAUAUUGAAGAGGAUCUAAGAGGAGAAACAAUGGUUACACCAGCAAAAAAAUUGGAAGAUCUCAUUCAUCUAGCAGAACUUUGUGUCGAUCUACUACAACAGAACGAAGAACAUUAUGCCGAGGUUUAUAACACAAAACCGGACUCUAGCGGUCAACAAAAUGCUUUCGCGUGGUUUUCGGAGCUGUUGGUAGAGCACGCCGAAAUCUUCUGGGCUUUGUUCGGAGUUGAUAUGGACAGGGUGCUGGCAGAACAGCCCCCGGAUACCUGGGAUUCCUUUCCCCUGUUCCAGAUCCUUAACGACUACCUCAGAACUGAUGCUCCUUUUAUAUCAUCACCAGAAAAUCUAAAAGGUGGCAGGUUUCAUGAACAUCUUCGGGACACGUUUGCUCCUCUUGUUGUGAGAUAUGUGGACCUGAUGGAGUCUUCGAUUGCGCAGUCGCUACAUAAAGGUUUCGAAAAGGAAAGGUGGGAGAUCAAGGGCAAUGGCUGUUCAACGAGUGAAGAGUUGUUCUGGAAGCUGGACGCGCUGCAGUGCUUCAUCAGGGAUCUGCACUGGCCGGAGCCGGAGUUCAGGUCGCACCUGGAGCAGCGGCUCAAGUUGAUGGCGUGUGACAUGAUGGAGACGUGUAUACAGAGGACUGAGGCUUCGUUUCAGUCGUGGCUGAAGAAGAGCGUGACGUUCAUGUCGACGGACUACAUCCUGCCCGCGGAGACCUGCGCCAUGGUCAACGUGGCCCUCGACGCUAAGAACCAGGCACUCAAGUUAUGCGCAGUUGAAGGGGUAGAUAUUUACCAGUAUCACACGAAGAUGGAUGCGCAGAUAGAAGCAUGCCUCCAGGGCAUGGCUACUGGUAUGACCACCAGGUUAUCAGCAGUGCUGGAGGCUACGCUUGCUAAGAUCGCCAGGUUCGACGAGGGAAGCUUGAUCGGGUCAAUCCUGACGAUAGCCAACGUGUCGGGUUCCGGCAAGGACAUCGGCCAGGGCUACGUCAACUUCAUGAGGAACUCCAUGGACCAAAUAAGAUCGAAGGUGACAGACGAGCUAUGGAUCCUGCAAUUGUUCGAGCACUGGUACGGCAUACAAGUGGGGCUGAUCAACACAUGGCUCGCGGAACGGCCGGCGCUUCACCCACAGCAAGUCGCCUGCCUGUCCAUCAUAUUGAAGAAAAUGUACAGCGACUUCGAGUUGCAAGGAGUGAUCGACGAUAAGUUGAACUCGAAGGUGUAUCAGAAUGUAGCAGCCAGGAUGCACACUGAGGAAGCUACCUGCAGUUUGCUACUCUCACAGCAAGAUGCCAGCGGUGGUGACGACGGUGGGUCUGAAGAAGGAUCGAGGAGCGGCAAGUCCAAGCUUGAGGCGCUGACGGAAGAUGCCAAGCUUGGCAAUGUUACUGCUGUCGUUGGAAAGGUUGGCAACAUCUUUGGUCGCGGCAUUGGGGAAUUAUCAACGAAGCUCGGAGGCGCUUCUUCAUGGUUUUAAAACAAUAAAUAUCUCAUAAAAUUUCUUUGCCUCUAUACAAAGUGAGAAGAGAAAACAGACGAUUUUUUUGUUAAUACAUCAAUAUAGAAUAAAACUCAUUCAAAACAUUAAUUAAUUAUUAUUCUCCAAUGGUAUUAACAGAUGCCUGAAUUGUACUCGUUACUGACGACAAUAACAAAAAUGAAAUAUUGUUAACAGCAAAAUACUCAUAAAACAUUGAAUCCAUAUCAUUUUUCGUAUUGAUGCAUUAACAAAAACACUCAACUAUUCUGUGAUGAUGAUUAAAACAAUCGUUUGCAUUCGUUAAAUAGAAUGUUUGCCAUUUUGAAUAAUAUAGAUCAUCAAGAUGGCGUCUUACGCGCUAGGAUUUAAUCAUAAGUGGCCAGUUUAUGCAUAGCUUAGUGUGAUUAUAGUGUAAACGAGGAUUAGGUUUUGUUUUAUAAAAGGCUUGGUGUACAGUUAGGGGAAUAUUAUUCGUUUAUUGGAAGCAAAUAAAAAUGUAUUACGUAUGUGUGUAAAUUAAGAGUAGUAUUUGAUAAACACGAUUCGAAGAAAAAUAUAUAAUAAAUAUUAUAUUAUUACAAACGCAUACAUACACAAAAUGCUACAAUAAGGAAACAUAUCGCUUUGGCAAAGGUUAUAUUCUGUUAUAUUUAACGCGAUGUAUUGUAAUUAUUUACAAAAUUAUAUGUAAUUAAAAAUAUAAAAAGAAUGGGGGGAGGGUAGUGAGUGAGUGAAAGUAAGGAAUCCUUUCUCAAUUUAUCAAAGUUACGUUUUCUAUAUCUUUUAGAAAUUGUUACUAUCUUCGAAUAUAAAUACAUUGUUUCCUGCAAAAUAUAUCAAUAUGUUAUACACAUUUCAUUGAACUAAAGAGUGACAAGCACGUUAAUAUUAAAGCAGAGCAAAGUUUUCAAGGCAACUCUUUCUAUACCUACCUUAAAAAACAGUAUUUUUCUAACUAAAUCCACUUUUUAAAUCAUCGGUUUGAUCUCUUUAUAAACUCUACAAUGCAUUUUUAUAAAAAUACAAAAUAGGCGCCAUACAGCUUAAUUAUUUUUCGAAAAUAAAUAUUGCCAGUAAUAAAAAAUGUCCCCCGCUUUUUGGGUAAAAUUGAUUUUUAUAAGAAUGCAUCUUUAAAUUUACAUGUUAGCCACUUUUCGCUAUAGUAUAAUUCUCUAUAUUUUAAAGCUCUCUAGAUUCUAAUGACAAUCUAGCGACACUUUACCUUGAUUAGUCGUCAAAAUAAUAAUACAUAACUAUUUAUAAAAAAUACUAUUAAUAGUUAUAUUUGUUAACAAAAUAAUAUUCUUCUACGCUAAACACCUUACAAAUUUUUGAACUAGGAGAAAAUUUAAAGUUCUUAGAUGAAAGUUUAAUGAUUAAAAAUAUAGCGGUUAGUCGCUAUGCUGAUUCGCCUUACUAAUGUCUUGUUCGGAACGGCUUGGAAAUAGAAUAAUGUCUUACUUUAUUUAGGUAGACUUGAUUUUUCCUUGUCUGAUUAGUUUACUGAUUUUAAAAUCAAGCUUGGAAGCUUCCAAAAUUUAUAAAAAUAAGAAUAAAAUACAAAGUGCGUAUCUUAAAUCAGAAGUAGUCUCGAUGAGUUACUGAAUGUAUAUUAGAGAAUGAUAAAUAAAUCGCUGAAUAUUGAAAUAUUGACUAUGAAUGUUAAAGUCCAGCACCGUACGACUUGGUAAAGAGAUGAUUGUAGUUAUUCCCAAUAUUUUAUCAUAACACGAAAUUAUAUAAACCACUUAAAUAGGACUGUAUCGGCACAGUAAUCAUGUAAUGAAAGUAGUGCUCAUAUAAUUGAAUGUAAGGAAUAAUAAUCAAAAUGAUAUAAUAACUAAUGUUACAUUUAUUUUAAAGUUAUAUUUAUUAUGAAGUUUCAAACAUUCCUGAAUUAUGUAUUUAAUGGAAAAGGCUAUACCUAGUAUGGUUUGUUAUCUUCGCCUUGUGUAUUUCCUUACUUCUUAAUACUUACCUAUUUCAAAAAUCCUUAAAUACUAAUUAGAUGAAAAAGUUUGUAUACUUGGCAUUACUUUCUUUGGACCUUCAUUUCUUUAUUAUGUGUUAAGUUGGGUAACGAGCUCAAUAGAAUGAAAACGUCAGUUUUGUAGUGUCUAAGUGCAUUAUAAGAGCCGACUGAAGAUGUAACUGCGUAGUAUACUGCUUGUAUUAUUUCGCCAUGUUGGAAACUCGCAAUGCCUUUCCUAAAUCACUAAUUGACGUGCCUAUUUCAGACUACAUUUAAACAGCCGAUAAUAGCUUCAUAAAAAGGUAAUUGCGAGUUUUUAAAAGCUUCGAAACGCCAUUGAGUGCAUCGCGUGUGUAAGGGGAUAACAAUAAAAAAUAUUUACAAUAAAAAUGUUUACUGUU
Molecule: messenger RNA, 6951 nt
Organism: Helicoverpa armigera (cotton bollworm)
Lineage: Eukaryota; Metazoa; Arthropoda; Insecta; Lepidoptera; Noctuidae
Gene: Cadps
Product: Calcium-dependent secretion activator
Exons: 35
Coding region: 274-4575 (1433 amino acids)
Biological process (GO): synaptic vesicle exocytosis; dense core granule exocytosis
Source: RefSeq, a predicted model, not a curated record